Molecule: messenger RNA, 7132 nt
Organism: Strongylocentrotus purpuratus (purple sea urchin)
Lineage: Eukaryota; Metazoa; Echinodermata; Echinoidea; Camarodonta; Strongylocentrotidae
Product: plexin-A2
Exons: 31
Coding region: 309-6155 (1948 amino acids)
Biological process (GO): regulation of cell shape; regulation of GTPase activity; negative regulation of cell adhesion
Cellular component (GO): semaphorin receptor complex
Molecular function (GO): semaphorin receptor activity; protein binding
Source: RefSeq, a predicted model, not a curated record
GCUGUUUUCUUUUGAUGCCUGCAUUGCCUGUUAAAGCAUGUUGGUCUGCACUCUGCUGCAACUGUGGGCUCCGGGAAUGUUGCGUGAAAUAAGAACUGGGCAUUGUUGGAGUUACAUGUAGUUUAUGAACCGACUUAUUAUAGUCCAUGGAAUCAUUUUUGGUGUGAGCCCUGUUCUUGUGGAUUGUUGCUAUUUGUCUUCUUGAAAGUUGGAGAUUGGAGAUAUUGUGUCCUUGAUUUAGAUUCCCAUAAUCAGGUCAGAUGAAGUUUUUUCCUAACCACUGCCAGUGACAACCCAAGAACACAAAGAUGGCUUAUACAGAGGAAGAGACUGGAAACUCAAGGAUAAGCAUGACCAUUGAGACAGGGUCAGUGACGGUGAGGCAUAUAUGCAAGAUGUUCAGAUCAUCAAGAAGCAGGACAGUACACAUAAUGCUUCUCUUCCACGUUUUGUCAUUACUUCUCAGUCCGUGUUUAUCAUAUCCGCAGUUUAGCGAGGGGAACACCGCAUUUACAUUGCAGACGAUAGCGGUAGAUGCACAAAGAGACACUGUUUUCAUAGGCUCGGUGAACAGAGUUUAUAAACUGAACAGCAACCUGAGUCUAGAACAAGAAUCAGUGACAGGGCCUGUCCAAGACGGCCCAGAAUGUGUACCAAGAUCCACAAACUGUGGAAGUGCAACAGACAAUUUUAACAAAGUCUUGCUCGUGGAUGAUGAUCGUCUCAUAGUAUGUGGGACGGUGUAUCAAGGAGUCUGCGAUAUAUUGGCCGUGGACACAUUGGGGGUGUUGUCAGACAUCUCUAUGACAGAGGUAUCUGUGAACACAGACUAUGGCACCACUGUGGCAUUUGUAGCAAAUGGAAUAGAUGACAUGAAGACAUUGUACGUUGGAUCAUCAACGUCAGAGUGGCUUAGGGGCAACGAGUGGACAAUGUCCAGUAGGCAGUUGCCAUCCGAUCUGUCAAGUUCAUCUCUUUUUCAAGUGUACAAUGGAGGUGGACCUCAAGCUCAGAAUCCUUCUUUGAUCCGAAUACCAGCAGGUACCAUUGAUGACUCUCCAAGCAGCCAGAAGUUCAAUAUCACCUACAUCUCAGGUUUUGCAGCAAAUGGCUUCAGCUACUUCAUCGCUCUCCAGCCAAAGGUAUAUGAUAGCCCAAGCAACUACUACACGAAAAUAUCUCGGGUGUGUCAACAAGAUGACCACUUCUACUCCUACAUUGAGCUUCCUCUACACUGCUAUGUCUAUGGCCAGGAUGAGAGGACCCUGUACAACAUUGCACAGUCAGCCUACGUUGGCACCGUUGGGUCAGAUUUAGGAUCUGAUGACUUGCAACCUGGAUCUGAAGUUCUCUACGUGGUGUUUGCCAAGUCGGAAAUGAUGAGCAAGACUCCUUCAGAUACGUCAGCUGUCUGUAUGUAUCCUCUUUCUGCGAUAGAUCUGGCAUACUGGGAGAGGAGGUUGGGAUGUGCUCGGCUAGAAACAGACAGAACAGACAUUGACUGGUUAGGAUCUGUGGGUUGUGGCACAUCAGAUAGUAUGAUCACUGAGAUCAACUCUACUGGACCCAGCUACUGCCAUAAAAACGACAACAAUGUACCGCUUGGUGGGGAUUUCUCCAUUGAUGCAAGGGCUGUAUACACCCAUCCGUCUGUCCUGACAUCCAUAGCAGCUACAGUUCAUCGUGAGCGGACUGUCAUCUUUCUAGGUGACCAAGAUGGGCAGUUAAAGAAGCUGUGGUUGAUGGAUUCAUCCACUGCCAUGCUGUAUGAGGAGAUGACGAUAGAUGCUGAUGGUGGCAUGGUGCAGAACGGCAUGGUCCUAACACCAGAUGAAAACCAUGUCUACGUGAUGACCGAAACAAAGGUUACCAAGGUCCCGGUGGAGGAGUGUGAAUUGUACACCACUUUCUCAGAGUGCGUAGGAGGAGCAGGAGGGCAGGAUGACGUCGCCGCCGUCGGAGAUCCCUACUGUGGAUGGUGCUCUCUCUAUCAAAGGUGCACAAGAGGGGUUGAGUUUGAAUGCCCUGGUGUGGAGAACCCUAACCUACCUCAUCGUUGGUUGACCAGGGAUGAUGAAAAUACAAGAAUCGAGAAGAUAACUCCUCCAAACACCGACAGCGGAACAACCAUUAUGCUUCACAUCACAGUACUGAAUCUCCCUGCUCUGGAUGUCUCGGAGGCAUACCAAUGUAUCUUUGGCGACCUAGGAGACAAACCUGCAGCAGUCAACACCACCAUCCCCAGUCGCACGGUGGUCACAUGUUACACCCCUCCUGACAUUCUCGAACCGGUUGAUGGUUUUACGCAAGUGGAGCUCACCUUGAGGCACACCAAGACAAACGUCGAUGUCGUUUCCACAGACUUCUAUUUCUACCAGUGCAGUACUUUCUCCACAUGUUCUGAGUGUGUUGCGCAGGCGUUUGGUUGUAACUGGUGCGGCUACGAGACCAUGUGCACAGUCAAUCUAGGCCAGUGUCAACCUGAGGGAAUCAUUUUGGGUGUAGGGACGGCCACUCCAUCGGCCACCGACUUGGUUGGUCAAGAAUACUGCCCUCGUGUGGGCCUCGGUGAUGAUACAGAGAUCUUGAUACCAGCUGGAAUUCAGAAGAACGUCCAGCUCAAUGUUGCCAAUUUGCUGGCUCCCCUGGGUUCUCAGACUGGUGUCGGUUAUACGUGUGUCUUCCAGUAUGAGAGCAAGGAGGUAUCCGUCCAAGCUAAUUUAGAUGGAGAAGAUCUUCUCGUUUGUGAACAACAAGUGUUUGAAUAUGAGGCAGAGGCCAACAGUGUUACAGGAUCUAUGAUCGUUACAUGGAAUGAUGUCUUUGUCAUCACAGAUAGAGAGAUACCAGUUAUCUUGUACAAGUGUACCAUUGACCGAUCAAACUGUGGACUCUGCUUGAGCGCGGAUCCUAAGUUCCAGUGCGGCUGGUGCAGUAGUCAGUUUGAAUGCGGGAUUGCAUCCCAGUGCCUGGAUAAUGAUUGGUUGAUCGGAGAGGAUACGGUCUGCCCUGACCCAACAAUCAGAGAGAUCUCACCAAUAUCUGGUUACUUCACUGGUGGGACCAAUCUAACAAUCAAAGGCUACAAUCUUGGCUUGACUGCUGCAGACAUCAUCAGCAUUAGAGUUGCUGGUAUAGAAUGCAUCAAGGAUGAGGCUACGUACAUCACUGCUCUCCAAAUAAGCUGUACCACAACCUCCUCUCUAAAACCAGACUCUGGUAAUGUAGAGGUGACCAUAGGUAACAAUGGAGGACAGAUGUACUUGGCUACCUCCGAAAAUGUGUUCAGCUACGUGUUGCCCAAGAUCACAGGAGUAAGACCCGCCUACGGUCCAGCGUCUGGUGGAUCUCUUGUCUCUAUCCUGGGUCUUAACCUUGAUGCUGGUAGCAGCAGCAUAGCAAACCUAAACGGUGUUCCUUGUCGGAUCGUCAGUGCUUUCCCAUCUGAGGUACUUUGUCUGAGUGGUGCAGCUGGAGUCGGAACCAUGGGUUAUGUCAGUAUGACUGUAGAUGACCACUACGUGGAAGGAUCAUCGGAGUUUCAAUAUCGGCCAGAUCCAGUUAUUACUAGAGUCAGCCGGUUCAGCAGCAUCAGCAGUGGUUCCCUGGAGCUUGAUGUGGAAGGAAGUGAAUUUGACACCAUUCAGUGGCCUCAACUCAGCUUCCUCAUUGAGGACCAGCAACUCAUCUCGAACUGCUCAAAGAGUGCAACGACCUCCAUGAUGUGUUUGACCCCCAGUGUGAGUGACCUCAACUUGACCUUACCCCUAGAGGUACCUAUUGCUAACGUCAGUUUCCUAUUGGAUGGUGUGAUGGAGUAUGCACCCUUGCAGAAUAAUGGGCAGAUCAGUGGCCUGGAUGAAGCGUUCAUCUUCGUUCCAGAUCCCGUUUUCUAUCAGUUUGAAAAUCAGAAGGUGGAACUGGAAUUUGAUCAGCGCAAAUUCAUCAAGAUCUCGGGUGAUAACCUUACCUUAGCAUACAGAGAAGAUGAUGUGAGAGUAACCAUCGGGGGAGCACCAUGUACUGAUGUUGUCGUCAAACAACAGGAACUGACAUGUUAUGCUCCAGAAACACCACCAUCAGAAUUAGAAGGAAGAAACACAUUUGAUGUCAUGGUGUACCACGGUUCCUUGAGUUUCCUUGUGGGUCAGGUGGAGUACCUCCCCCAAGCCAUCCCCCUGGCCCUCAUCGUUGGAUCGGUAGCGGGUGGGGUUCUCUUCCUCCUCGUCAUCCUCAUCAUGGGGGUCUGCAUCGCCUCCUACCGCAAGAACAAUAACAACGAGAAGAUCUUCAAGCAGAUGGAGGAUCAGAUUGGAACCCUGGAGCUUACAGUGGCGCAGGAGUGCAAAGAAGCCUUUGCCGAGUUACAGACUGGUGUCCUGUCCAUCACACAUGACAUCAAGGGUCACGGAAUCCCAAUUCUUGAUUACCGAUCUUACGUUGUCAAGUCUCUCUUCCCUGAGAACCCCAACCAUGCUGUACUCAAAGAUCUCUCGGUUGCUGGUGUGAGGAAGGACUUUGUUCAGAAGGGUCUGUGGCAGUUUGGCCAGCUGCUCUCCAACAAGUCUUUCCUGAUGAUCUUCAUACGUGUGCUGGAGGAGCAGCGAACCCUGUCCACCAAGGACUUCAGCAACGUUGCAUCCCUCCUGGUAGUGGCCUUCCAGGGCAAGAUGGAGUAUUGUACCGAUGUCUUGAAGGCUCUCAUGGCAAGGGCUAUCAAACAACACGUCAAGGAGGGAGAGGAGUCUGCUAGAGUCUUCAUGAGGAGAGGAUCAUCCGUUGUGGAGAAGAUGGUUGGUAAUUGGCUUGCUGUCCUGCUCUACAAUCAUCUCCAAGACUCUGCCGGUGAGCCGCUCUUCAAACUCUUCUAUGCCAUCAAGCAACAGGUGGAGAAAGGACCAGUCGAUUCAGUGACGGGGGAGGCCAGGUACAGCUUGACGGAGGGGAAACUCAUCAGACAACAAGUUGAUGUCAAGCAACUGACCUUAAAGGCACAGGGACCAGACCGUAACACUCCAAUGGUUGAAGUGAAAGUCCUUGAUUGUGACACCAUCUCCCAGACCAAGGCUAAGAUCCUAGAUGCCAUCUACAAGACCUCGCCUUACUCGCAGAGACCAAAGAAGAAUGAACUUGAUCUAGAGUGGUAUGAUAGACCAGGUGGCAAACAAAUUCUUUUUGACGAUGAUGCACUGAGACCUAUGGAGGGUGGAUGGAGAAAGAUCAACACCCUUUCACAUUACCAGGUUACAGAGGGUGCAACGGUCUACCUUCUACAAGCUCAGGGGAGCAGUGGAUCCUUACAUUCCAACCAUUCUUCACCAGCUAGAUCAUACAAUAAUGUCAAUGUGAGCUACAACAUCCAGACCCCAGCAUCUUCCAUGUCACCGAUGAUCACCAUAGACUAUGAGAAUAUGAAUAGAAUGUGGCAUCUGGUGAAGCCCCAGGACCACCAGCAGCAAGAGAAUGGUGUUACUGAUCGGAAGAUGAUGGCAGAGAUAUACCUUCCUAGGCUGCUAACUACCAAGACCAUCUUGCACAAGUUUGUAGAUGACCUUGUGACGACCGUCUUCAUGUUGGAUGAUGAUAACUCCUUGCCUCUCGCCAUCAAGUAUCUCUUUGAUUUCCUGGAUGAACAAGCUUAUGAGAACGGUAUCACGGAUCCUGCCAUCAUCCAUGCUUGGAAGAGCAACAGCCUACCCCUUCGGUUCUGGGUGAAUCUGAUCAAGAAUCCUGAUAUGAUCUUUGACAUCCACAAGGCUGACACGGUGGACUCCUGUCUUUCCGUCGUAGCUCAGUGCGUCAUGGAAGCGUGCUCUGUCUCGGAGCAACAGCUCAACAAGAAUUCACCGGCAAGCAAGCUUCUUUAUGCCAAGGAUAUCCCUGCAUACAAAGAAUAUGUCUCACAGUACUACAAAGACAUCCAGAACAUGCCUGUGAUCAGUGAUCAGGACAUGAAUGCUAUGUUAGCUGAGCAUUCACAAAGACAUCACUAUGAUUUCUACAUGCUAUCAGCUCUCAAUGAACUCUACUUUGGCUAUGCCUGCAAGUACAGAAGUGAAUUAAUAUCAGCCUUAGAUGAGGAUGACACAUCCAUCAAGCAGGGACAUGCGGAGAAGAUCGAAGAGAUCGAGAGAAUCAUGUCCAAAUCGUUCUGACAAAUAACCAUCAACCCAAGAGAAGUAGGCAGAAAGAAUGGGAUCGUGCUACCAGACUCCGACAUACAAUCCACCACCUGUUAAUGAGAGAUAGAGAGAGAGAGAGAGAGGGAACAGAGAGAGAGAGAGAAUAUGAGAGAGCGAGAGAGAGAAAGAAAGAGAGAGACAGAGGGGGACAGAGAAUGAGAAAGAGAGAGAGAGGGAGAGAGAGAGAGAGAAAAACUUAAUGUAAAAAAAUUGUAAGUACUUGAGACAUCUAAACUGAAAUAUAAAAUUUCAACUCAAAGCAAUUUGAAUCUGGAAUUUAAUUUAACCUUUUUUAAAUUAAAACCUUAGAUUUAAAGCAACUAGUGUUAGUAUCAUUUUGGUGCAAAGUAAAAACAAUAAAGAAGUUAUGAUAACUAAAUAACUAGAAUUAAAUUUUUAAAUUCAGAUAAACUGCUUGAUGGGAUUUAUUUUCAGACUGCAACAUAAAUUCACCAAAGAAGUCUGGACCACAUAUUAUUGAGAAUUAGAGAAAAGGAUUAGGUCAAGUAAAACGGAAGUCUGGAACGAACCAUGUUAAGAAAAUUCUGCCUCCUUCGAUUGGGUUGAUACUUAUCAGAGAACUUUAUAUCAGAUUAUAUAUUUUUAUAUAUUGAUGCAAAUUGUACAUAAAGGAAAACUUAUCACUUCCAAGAGCUCUUCAUUCUAACAAUUUUCUGUGAUUAUCUUGCAAUUGUAUAUUGAAAUCCUGCUUUAGAGAAGCUUAAAUUGCAGCUGUAUAAUUCGGUGUAGUUGUAGCAUUUAGCUCUUCUAGUAUAGCCCAGUAUCUUUAUGAUUUUUGCUGAAUUUUGCCGUGAAGAUGACAUGCAAAGAAAGUAUCCUAGGUGCUUGUAAUAUUGCUUUCAUUUUAUUUUAUUUGAUGCAAACUGACAUUUAGUUAAAAUGAUUGUAUCAGGAUUGGAGAGUUCCAAAUGGAAGCCCGGCUAUUCUAA